AUGAGGGAAACAACAACCGGUGGUGGUGGACGAGAACAAAAUCACCAUCACGAACAACCACUUUCGAAGAAGUUUAAGAAGAACAAACAAAAGGAACAACAAAUCGCCACGGACGAGCAGGGCCGCCGGCGCUUCCACGGCGCGUUUACCGGAGGGUUUUCCGCGGGGUAUUUCAACACGGUCGGGAGUAAAGAAGGGUGGCAACCGAAACAGUUCAAGAGCUCGAGAGCGAAUGACGAGAAAAAACAACAACAACAGACGAUGGAAGAUUUCAUGGACGAGCAGGAAUUGGAAGAGUACGAGAAAGGGAAGAUGAGGACAAACGCAGAGUACGACGCGUUCGGGAAGGAAGGGGAGGUGAUGGCCGGAUUCCGACGGAUCGAAGGCGAAGAAGAGGAAGAGGAGGAGGAAGACGGAACAACCGGGCGGCGGAUGGCGUUCGGUACCGCCGCGGCGGAGGAGAGGACGAAGCGAGAAGAAGAAAAGAAGCGAGGGUUUUCAAAAGCCUUGGCGAAAAGUAUACUCGACUACGUGAAACCAGUCAUUAGUGGCAUCGGGACGAAAUUGUUGGUGAAAAUGGGAUGGAGAGUCGGGAAGUCCUUGGGGAGACGUAAGAAGAAAGUGAACGGUAAAAUCGUGUUCAAAGCGACGAAAGAGGACGAGCAGGCGUGGAGAACACGGUACGGGCAACAGCUGGUGUCACUGUUAGGAGGAGGAGGAGGAGUGAUCAAUGUUAAAGAUAACAGUUGGGGCAUCGGGUACGAUCCGUACGCAGGAGCGGAAGAAUUUCGGAAAAGAGACCAACACGAGUUGAUGAAGAAAAGAGAGCGAUAUUCGAAAGAAGGCGAGAAGAAACAGCGAGGCGCGGCAUUUGGGUUAGGCGCGUUUGAAGUAGACGACGAUAUGAACGUAUACGACGAAAGACCUAGAGAAAAGAAAGCGGAGUAUACUUUUGAAUUAAACUCCGAGGACGAGGAAAAGGACGACGACGAGAACGAUCGAUUCGGGCGCGGAGCCGAUCACCGGCAAAAAGACGCGUUACGGAAUCCUUUAGGGGUAAAACGGUUACCGGAUCGUGCAACAAGAGACGCGAUCGAAAGAGGGCAUAAGUUCCCAGGAUUUGUGGAGAGUGAUACGGUACCGGAAGAAAUAGAGUGGUUUCAAGCGCCGGAAGUGCCGAAAGAGUUUAACGAGCGACACGUUUUCGAUACAGACGGCGUUACCAAGGAUACCAUCGAUAAGGAAAAAGAAGAGGACGAAGAAGAAGAAUUACCGCCGCCGCCGCCUCAAAUGCGCAAACUUUCCGAGGAGAAACGUAAAGUCAUCGAAUCGUUGGCGCGUUUUGUCGCGCGAAACGGCGAGGCGUUCGAGAAGUUGGCGAAACAAAAGCAAAAGAAGGAUAAGAAAUUUUCGUUUCUUUUUGGCGGCGAAGGCGCGAGCUCGUACGCGUACUGUUUGAAAAAAGCAAAGUUGGAAGAGAGGAGAAACGCGCGGAUAGUGUUGGCGAGCGCGAAAGAAAAGAUUGCGCCGUUACUUUCCGCGGCAAAAGGGUACGACAUCUCGAAACAGCAAAAGCACGACGCGGAGUCUCGAGGGAAACUUUUAGGAGAAGAACCUUUGAAACGCACGGUACCGCCGCCGCCGCCGCAACCACCAUCAGUCCAAGACGAAAUGAUGAAAAUUCCAGCGCGAGGUCAACCAAUCGUCGAUGACGUCAAGAAGGUCAACCUUUCAGCCGCAAUCAAUGAAAAAGAUAAAAGUCAGAUCUUAGCGACCAUGUCGAAUAUGUUCACCACCUCGGGACAUAUCGUCAACGCGGAAGUGCCGUCUGGUGGUUUACAAACCGCUAAAGAACUCGCCAAGAUUCGCGAAGAGAGAGAGAAACUGGAAGCUGUCGAGGCAGCAAACUUGAAGAACGUCGAGAAAGAGCGAGAUGCGCAACGCGAGGCAAUGUCGAGGAUGAUUGUAAACACGAGAACGACUAUUCCGUGGUCGCCGGCGUUACUCUUGUGUAAACGCCUCGGUAUUCAAGACCCGUACGCCGGACGCGAACACGCGCGACCGUCAAAGUUCAAAGCGAGCUUUAAAACAGAAACUGUGGAUCUCCUCCCAGAGACGACGCAGAUCCGUUUGGGAAAGCAGCCAAAGCUCAUGUCAAAAAAGGAAAGAGAAGAUAUGACGAAUAAAAAGACAGACGACGAUGACGCAAAAGUGGUGAAGGCGCCAAAAGAUGAUCAAGACGAUGUGGGAGAAUUGGACGCUCCAGGCCAGUUGAUGCAAGUGCCUCCACCUCCUCCUCCCUUACCUUUACGCGAGAAGCCGAUGGAUUUGUUCAAAGCUAUUUUCGAAGACUCCGACGAUGAGGAGGAGGAAGAGGAUGAAAGUUCUUCCGAAGAGGAAGAAGAAGACGAAAAGGAGCAGCAACAACGACAACAACAACAACAAAGAGAGGAAGUAGAAGGAGACCUCGACAAACCGAUGCCUCCUCCGAAAUUCAUCCCUAGACCGAAAAAAUCUGUCGAAUCACUUCCUCCUCCACCACCGCCAGUUUUUGGAAAAAAGGAGGAGGAAAAGCCCCCUGUUUUCCUUGGAUCUUCCGCGUUUGGAAAGAACAAGAGCGAUAGGAAACGAAAAAGAAAGAAAGAAGAAGAAAGAGAAAAAGAAAAAGAAAGAGAAAAAGCGCAAAGAUAG
Bathycoccus prasinos is the source of this 2691-nucleotide messenger RNA. Its product is annotated as G-patch domain-containing protein. The record is from RefSeq and is a predicted model, not a curated record. Gene Ontology annotation, biological process: mRNA processing. NCBI's taxonomy places the organism in Eukaryota, Viridiplantae, Chlorophyta, Mamiellophyceae, Mamiellales, Bathycoccaceae. Gene Ontology annotation, molecular function: RNA binding. Gene Ontology annotation, cellular component: nucleus. The coding region runs from base 1 to 2691 and encodes 896 amino acids. The transcript has 2 exons.